Acanthoscelides obtectus is the source of this 256-nucleotide messenger RNA. The record is from the annotation of a GenBank genome assembly. Lineage: Eukaryota; Metazoa; Arthropoda; Insecta; Coleoptera; Chrysomelidae.
GGCUGAAAUUCUUUGGGGCAUAGUGUUAACCAAGUUUUGGCAAAAAUUUGGUGUCAAACAAUCCCAUAUUUCUUGAAGCUUUUGUCUCAGUUCGGUGAUUGUACGAGCAGGAUGUUGUCGCAGAACCUUUUUCAUCUCGUGCCACAAAGUUUCAAUAGUGGUACAUUAUUUUCUUCCAUCCAUUUUAUAGCCUUUUUUGAGGUAUGGCACGCUGCACCAUCUUGCUGAAACACAAAAUCUUGGCCGGAUGUCAAAC